Molecule: messenger RNA, 2026 nt
Organism: Diatraea saccharalis (sugarcane borer)
Lineage: Eukaryota; Metazoa; Arthropoda; Insecta; Lepidoptera; Crambidae
Source: the annotation of a GenBank genome assembly
ACAGUAAUUUUAGCUCUUUCCUUUGUUUUACGUGCUGAUAGCUUCGUAACGUGCCAGCCACCGCAUUCCACUUAAAAUUUGUAUUUUUUGAUGAUUGGUUAUUGUGCAUUACUUCAAAAAGAUUUCGAUACUUUUCUAAGCGUUUAGGGCUGUAGCUAAACCAAUUAUGCGCUAAAACAAAUAAAACGACAGCAAACUAAUUUUAGAAAUGCUAAAAGUGACUCAAAGGAUUAAAUUGUUUUUUAGAAAAUUUAGUCGUAAUUGAUUAAUUUACUUUCACAUUCAAUAUAUAAACAGUGUGUAUACCUAUUAUUCCUACUACCUCUAAAAAAGAGAAACAUUAUCACCCUGUAGAAAGGGACGUUUUAGCCUGAGGGUGCAAUCGAGCCAGCGUCAUUUAGAGGUCUAAUUUUUUGACCUCACUCUCUUAUUCGGGAUGCAAUAUCCAAUAUUAAAUUUAUAAUUCUUGAUAUAUCCAUACUAUUUUAAUAUUGAUAUAUUAUUAUCAGCACUACUCUUUGACUUUGUCGAUUGGUGGUAUUGUAAAUUGUUUGAUGUUAGUCAUUCGUUCAUAGGAUUAUAGUCAUCUCUAAUUUAAAUGUCAAUGUCAAUGUCAAUAAAAACAAUUUGUAGAAAAGUCAAAAGUCUUGAAACUUGCUUAAAACACUUCACCAAUUUACUUUGUGUGAUUGUUUGAUAGAAACAGAGCUUUCUUAUUUUAUAAAUAUUGCAUUUAUCAUGUCACAAGGAAGAGCAAUAAAAUUGGAGUUGUUUAAUUACUCGUUUGCUCAAAACUGUUAAAUAAAAGGCCAGUCUCGCGGUGUGUGGGCUGUCAGGAUUAUUGAUUACUUUUAUUUCUUAAAAGGAAUGUAUGGAAACGUUAUGCAUUGAUAUUAGUCAUCCUAUUUAUAUUAUAAUGUAAGGUAACCACACAAUGAUAAUUUGCCGAAGUGUGUAAUGUGCUUUAAAAAUGAAAACUAAAAGUUUUCUUCUCUUUUCAACGUCGGUUUUUGCAAUAAGUAUAUAUUUGAUAGUAUUCCAUUCUCAACCGCCUCCGUCUAUCCAAAACAUUGUAACACAAACGCAUCAGCAUAUUAAAGAUUUCCAGGAGAACCUGCGUGAUGUGGAAGAGAAUCAUCUGGUACAAGAGGAACGUUACUUCCGCCUGCUGGGGUUGGACGGGCACUUGGAGCCCUGGCACAACACCACGCAGCCCGUCCUAGUGACGCAUGCGCGCGGGGACGAGCACGCGCUCGCCGUCACGUUUGUGCGCGCUGCAGCCCGCCUGCCGUACACGGUGCUUCUGUACAACUUAGGAUUAAAACCAUAUUCUUUGGCAAUGGUGUCAAAUUAUUGUAACUCGUCUAAGUGUGCAAUUAUAGACUUCGACUUGGAGGCGUUUCCGUCUCACGUCAGCGACGAAAGCAUACACGCAUUUCGCCCCCUCAUCAUACAGCACGCGCUGGCGCGGACCGGCGGCGUGGUGUUCUGCGAGAGCGGGCAAGUGUGGGGGGGUGGGGCGGAGGCGCUGGGCGCGGUGUGGGAGCGCGCGCGCACGUCGCGCGGGGGCGUGGUCGCGUGGCCGCGCCGCGCCGCCGUCACCUCGCUCACGCACCCGCGCAUGUUCCACUACUUGCACGCGGACAUCGACGACUUCCUCUUCGUGCAGAUGGUGGACGCGUCCCGCCUGGUCGUGGCCAACGUGCCCGCCGUCGCUGACGUCAUGCGACCCUGGAUUCAGUGCGCGCUCACGCUAGACUGCAUCAUGCCCAUAGGCGCGCAGUCGGGCGGGUGUCGGUUCGACAAGAAGCCGCAGUAUCGGUACUCGGGGUGUCACGGGCAGGACGCGUCGGCGCUCAGCAUCAUCCUGGGGCUCCGCUCCGGGUUCGAGGAGUCGCAGUACGCGUGGCGCGGGGCGCGCGCGCAGUGGCGCCGCGUCACGGCGGCGGCGGCGCGCGCGCACCUCGUCACGCUGCGCCGCAACGCCACCGACCAGGACCUCGCCACGCCGCCCCGCCCAGCGUGA